CGUCAUGUCGAUUUGGAGGUUGAAUUUUUCAUUUUCGGUUUUCUCUACUGAAUUCUCUAGAUUUUUCGUAAUUAGUUCAUUGUCAACUACUAAAAACCUCAACUCUUUAAUUUAAAACCACGUGGGAACAACUAAACCGCCAUGUCAAGGCGGUACCGUGAUGUAGCUGCAAAAAUGCAGCAAAAUGUCCAGAAACAUCUAAAGGAGAUGAAAGACUUGUCUUCCUCUGAAGAUGAGGAGCCUUACGAGUCUAGCGUGCUGGAGGGAGUCUUCCAGACGUACACGCGAGGCGGCGGCGACACCCACAUGCUGGAUCGAACCAGACAUCUCUUGGAAGAGGCGAUCAGCGGCCGCUCAGUAACGUGCCUCAUUUGUAUAGCCUCUAUCAAGAGAGCCGACGCUAUAUGGACUUGCGAGCACUGUUUUUCGUAUCUUCACCUCUUGUGUAUACAGAAGUGGGCCAACGACAGCGUCAGUCUCCUCACUGAAGAGACACAGGCACCUCUAGCAGUUGUCAAACCCCGAAAAAUUGAAUGGUGCUGUCCCAAAUGCAGAAACUCGUACACCAAAGAUCAAAUACCUCGUAAGUACAGGUGUUUUUGUAGCAAAACCGAUAAUCCUCCUUUCCAUCCAUGGCUGGUGCCUCAUACAUGCGGUGAAGUGUGUGGAAAGCCUUUGUCAAGCGGAGAUAAUUGUAAGCACAAGUGUUUGCUACUUUGCCAUCCUGGACCUUGCCCUCCAUGCCCGCAAACUGUAAAUGGAGUGUGUUAUUGUGAGAAAGAACGCAAGAGAGUCAGAUGCAGUGCUGCAAAAUGGUCCUGUGGACAGCAGUGUAAGAAAUUACUCUUCUGCAAGUCGCACAAGUGUGAGAGCACCUGCCAUCCAGAUGACUGCCCGCCAUGCAGCUACGUAAGUGUGCAGGCUUGUCAAUGUGGUGCUGAAAAAACUAAACGGCCUUGUAAUGAUCCUUCAUGGCAGUGUAAGAAAGUUUGUAACAAGCCAUACUCAUGUGGCUAUCAUAAAUGUGAGAAAGUAUGUCAUUCUGGUGAUUGUGGUACUUGCCCAAAUUCAGGAACUAGGUCUUGCCCGUGUGGGGCUAACCAGCGGUAUGUCCAAUGCCCGGAUGUUAUGGAAACAUGCUUAGGAACCUGCAAUAAGAAGCAUGACGACUGUGAACAUCGCUGUCCAGAGAAGUGUCAUAAGGGAGCAUGCCCUCCAUGCCAAGUGUUGAUCGAGAAGAAAUGCUUCUGCUCAGCUCAUUGCAGAAUGCUUCCUUGUAGCAAAGAAUAUAAAUGUGAAACUAAAUGCAGGGGAAUAAGACCAUGUGGCAAGCACGGUUGCAGUCGCAAAUGCUGCAAUGGCAACUGCCCACCCUGUGAGAAAGUCUGUGAUAAACCACUCCAAUGUGGACGUCACAAAUGCACAAUGGUUUGUCAUCAUGGGCCAUGCUACCCCUGUCCAAGAGAGUCCAAAAUAACAUGCAGAUGUAAAGAGACCUACAUAACAGUCUUGUGUGGAAGAGAGAGACAAACAAAACCUCCGAAAUGCAACCUCCCUUGCAAAAUAAAAUACAAGUGUGGUCAUAUCAAUGAAAACAAACAUUCCUGCCACUUUGGGGACUGUCCUCCCUGCAAGGCUAUUUGUAAAAAAGCCUAUGAAAAAUGCGAGCACAACUGUAUAGCUGUAUGUCAUGAGAACGUAGCUGUAGUUUUCAAACCAGUAGCGAAGCCAGCUACACCAUGGGAGAUAACACCACCAAAAACCAAAAUAAUGACUUUAGACUGCCCUCCCUGUGAGACACCUGUCCCUGUUAUAUGCUUUGGUGAACAUGAGACAGAGAAUCAGCCUUGCCACUCUGCUAAACGAAGAUGCUGCGGUCGCAAAUGCGGCCGACCGUUGGCCUGCGGCAACCACACCUGCUCUUUACUCUGUCACUUUUACACAAAUCAACCUGACUAUCCAAAUGUCCCGUCUUAUUGUAAACCAUGCAAUAAAGAAUGUGCAGUGAUCCGUCCCGAAAAAUGCUCCCACAAAUGCAGCAUUAGAGCCUGUCACCCAGGGGAAUGUCCACCAUGUGAAAUUCUGGAACGUAUUCCAUGUCACUGUGGAAUCACUGAGCUAUAUUUACGCUGUCGUGAGCUGUCUAUUGCCACAGAAGAAAUGCUGUCUUGCAAACAGCAAUGUCCUAAGAAUUUGGAAUGCGGACAUCGCUGCAGAAAUACCUGCCAUUCAGGACUGUGUGGGCUUGGCCAGGUGUGCAAUAAGAAGACCAAAAUUUACUGUGAGUGUGGUAAUUUGAAACGAGAUGCACCAUGCAACUUGGUCCGUUCCGGAGAGGCUAAAGUUGCAUGUGAUGAAAGUUGCGCAGCUAAGAAACUUGCAGCCAAACUAGAGAAGGAUAAAGAGGAACUGAGAUUGAAAGAAUUGGAAGAAGAGAAAAACCGUAGGGAGCUAGCGGAAUAUGAAUGGAAAUUGAGCGGCAAGAAAAAGAAAUAUAAAGAAAAGAAGCAGGUUUCAAAUGAAGACAAUAGAAGCUGGUGGCAAAAGUAUUGGAUUCCUAUUUUAUCUGUUUUAAUUACUAUCUUUGGUGCACUGUAUCUUGUUAUUGAGGUUUAAGAAUAUUUAUUGGUUUUUGUCUGAACAAAAUUAUUGUUCAGUAAUUAUUAUAGACUUUUAAAAGACAUUUCAUUUUAACCUUGCCAUUUUUUAACUCUUGAUUAUAGUAAUUUAUUUGAUUGAGUGAUUUUUAAAUGUAGACUAUUUUUAAUUGAUUAUAUUAUUUUUUUAAAGUUGAGACUGGUCUACUUAUUGUUCUUAGAGUGUGCUAAGUAUGUGGUUUGAUAUUUCCAUGUGAAUUAUUAAUAAGAAUGUUUUUUUUUCGUAUAAAGCUGUGUUCACACUAAUAAUAGGGCUACACUGGUGUAGUGAUGUGGUAUGUAGGAGUAACUUUUAUAUUUAUUUGGUGUGAAUGAAGCUGUUGUAAUGACUAGGUUUAAGGUUUUAUUUAAGUAUGUAUUUAAAAUAUGGAAGUCCCAUUAUCUAGUUUUACCUUGUGAUAAUUUUUUAAUAAUAAAAUUACAGAAAAUAA
Messenger RNA from Ostrinia nubilalis (European corn borer), 3088 nucleotides. Its product is annotated as NF-X1-type zinc finger protein NFXL1-like. The record is from RefSeq and is a predicted model, not a curated record. Lineage: Eukaryota; Metazoa; Arthropoda; Insecta; Lepidoptera; Crambidae. The transcript has a single exon. Gene Ontology annotation, cellular component: nucleus. Bases 142 to 2616 code for a protein of 824 amino acids. Gene Ontology annotation, biological process: regulation of DNA-templated transcription. Gene Ontology annotation, molecular function: zinc ion binding; DNA-binding transcription factor activity, RNA polymerase II-specific; RNA polymerase II transcription regulatory region sequence-specific DNA binding.